Coprinopsis cinerea okayama7#130 is the source of this 981-nucleotide messenger RNA. RefSeq lists its product as hypothetical. The coding region runs from base 1 to 981 and encodes 326 amino acids. The transcript has 11 exons. NCBI's taxonomy places the organism in Eukaryota, Fungi, Basidiomycota, Agaricomycetes, Agaricales, Psathyrellaceae. The record is from RefSeq and is a predicted model, not a curated record.
AUGUCAGAGGGUCCCAAUCCAGUCCUAAUUGCAGGCCCCGUCCUCAUCGGUUCCAUCGCGGCUUUCAUGCUUUAUGGGGGGCUGGUCGUCCAAGUUCACACCUACGCAUUAAGCUGCGUCCAGGAGAGACGAAGCAACCCAACACGUCUCAACCUUCUCGUGGGAUUCGUUACUUUGCUCGAAACGCUUAACAUUUGUUUCGUCUUCCACGCCACCUGGCAUGCACUUAUUACCGUGCUGUCCCUUCCACCGGACGCGGUCAAGUAUGCAUCCACUGGCCCCUUUCUUCAAAUCACCACCUCUUUAGUUGUGUUUGCAGUCCAGAUGUUUUUCGGGUGGCGAAUCUAUAUCGUAUCCUCCAUUAAGUUGGAAAAGAUCUUUCUCAGCGCCUGCGUUGUUCUGACCGCGAUCGCGGGACUGAUAUUGGCCAUCUUGGUGGGGCACCAUUACCUGACCAACAGCAUGGGCCAUAUCAUCAAUCUCGUGGUCGUCUUACAACUUGGUUUCAACCUUGUCUGUGACGCCUUCAUUACCAUAGGCAUGGUAAUCUUGUUGUUGAGGUACAAGCACGAAAUCAACAUCGCCGAAACGAAGCAUAUUUUGAACUCCCUCACCCUGCAUACUCUCGAGAACGGCCUCGCCACGACCAUCAUUGCAUCCCUCAACCUUUUGUUCUUCCUGAAGAGAGACGGCGACCUGAUCCACGCUGCUUUUAACUACCUCAUUGGGAGGUUAUACGCCAACGUUUUACUCGCCAGCCUCAACAACCGCGGGCGGCUCGCGCGAGCGGCUUCCCGCCUCAGUUCACGUACCGGUGCUGGUCAUACAACAUCCUUCUCCCUUCAGUUCAGCCAUACCAUCACGAAUCGGACUUCCCUUGGCCCUCACACUGCCCUCCCCACAGAGGAUGACGACCGUGCGUCAAUAGUAGGUGGGAAGCGGAGAAGCCAGCCCGGAUGGACAGAAGAGAGCGAUCGCUGA